AUGAAAGGGUUCCGUAGAGUCCGUUUUGAACCAAAAGAGAACGGCAUACAUGUUGCAAAUCUUCCACCAACAGUAACUGUUGAGUUUUUAAAGUCCUUAUUCUCUGAAGCAGGCACAGUAAUAAACGUUAUCCUUAAACAGAAGCCUACAUCAUGCUAUGCAUUUGUUGAUUUUACUCUACAAGAAGAGGCAGAAACUGCUGUACGUGAUUUCAACUAUACAAAGCUAAAUGGAGAAACAAUUAUUGUUACAAGAACAACAGCACCAGUUGUAAGUGCAAUUUCAUCUGGACAAGGAAACUUAUUCAUCAAAGGAUUAGAUGAAUCUAUUGAUUGCUUACAACUUCACGAAUUAUUUGCAAAUUAUGGAGAAAUCGUUUCAUGCCGUAUUCCAACUCUGAAUGGACAGCCACGUGGAUUUGGAUAUGUACAAUUCCUUAAACAAGAAGAUGCAGAGCAUGCUAUGAAAGAACUUGCUGAUUCUACAGUUAAUGGAAAACCAAUUCAGAUCGGUCCAUUCCUCAAGCGCUCUGAACGUCCACUUAGUGCUGCAUUCCAGAAUAACUUAGACUCAUCAUUUACCAACGUAUUCGUUAAAAAUCUCCCAGAUAACAUCAAUACUCUUCUUUCGCUCUUAAGACUCUUCCACGAGUUCGGAGAUGUUACGUCAGCACGUAUUGUACCAGAAAGACACAUCGGAUACGUAAUGAUGUCUGAACAUGAAGCUGCAGUUCGAGCUGUCGUUGGCCUUUGCGGAAGAACAAUUUUCGGAAAGCGUCUUUCAGUUUGCCGCUCCCUUUCUCCAGCUGAAAGAGCCAAUUUCAUCAAAAAGCCAAUUGAAGAAGUUGAUCUCCCAGCAGAUUCCGCAAACAAAGACAAGCCAACUCCAGAACAAACACCAAGCUCAUUACUCAAGCAGCCAGAAGACACUUUAGCCAAGGCUGUUGGUUCAAUUGAAAUGAAAGAGAAGCCAUUAAGGGAAGCUCAGCAACAAAAGCAAACCCAACAACAAUCCCAGCCAGCACCAAAGCCAGCUGCAGCUCCAGCUCAGCCACAAUCACCUGCUCCACCACAAGCACCUUUAAUUGACCCUGUUCUCUACCAGCAACAAGUCAAUUACUACUACCAACAGCAGAUGAUGCAGCAACAGAUGAUACAGCAGCAAAUGUACGGUAAUCCAGUGCAGCCAAUGCAACCUCCUCCACAAAGAGGUCCUUUACCGAUCAACCCCCAAUUAGUACAACCUCCCCCUCAAAUUCCAGUACAAGUCAGUGUAGAACCACCUUCAUCGAAACCAGCACCAAAACCAGUUCCAAAGCAGCCACAACAACAAAAGGAGAAGACAACAAAGGCUACUUUCGAACCCCCGCCAAAACAACAAGCUCCAAUUCCAUCUCCUACUGAUAUCAUGGUAUCUUCUCCAAAGACAAUGAUAAAACUUGUUCCUACUAAGGAAGAUGUACUCGCUAAGCCUCCUCCACCAUCUGUUCCUGCAAAUACUCCUCAAUCUAAUUCCCAAUCUGACCAGGAUCAAGAACCAGAGCCAGAACUGGCUUCAGGUUCACAGAGUGACUCUGGAAAUGAUAUUCCUCCAGCUAAACCAGCACCAGCUCCAGCACAACCGAUUGGAAACACAAGAACUCGCCAGGAGUAUAUUUCUUCGAGCGAUGAUGAUAGACCAGUUGCAUCCCCAGCAAAUCCAUUUGGAUUUAUGGGCCAGAAAUAA
This is a messenger RNA of Trichomonas vaginalis G3, 1725 nucleotides long. Its product is annotated as RNA binding. Gene Ontology annotation, cellular component: cytosol. The transcript has a single exon. Gene Ontology annotation, molecular function: mRNA binding. The coding region runs from base 1 to 1725 and encodes 574 amino acids. Lineage: Eukaryota; Parabasalia; Trichomonadida; Trichomonadidae. The record is from RefSeq and is a predicted model, not a curated record.